This is a messenger RNA of Lycium ferocissimum, 618 nucleotides long. RefSeq names its product nudix hydrolase 1-like. Gene Ontology annotation, molecular function: 8-oxo-7,8-dihydrodeoxyguanosine triphosphate pyrophosphatase activity. Gene Ontology annotation, biological process: dGTP catabolic process. The record is from RefSeq and is a predicted model, not a curated record. The transcript is spliced from 2 exons. The coding region runs from base 26 to 469 and encodes 147 amino acids. Gene Ontology annotation, cellular component: cytosol. Lineage: Eukaryota; Viridiplantae; Streptophyta; Magnoliopsida; Solanales; Solanaceae.
UAAAAUUUAUUCCGUUGUCGUAGAAAUGGAAAACGGUGUAGAGCAAUCGCCGGUACCAAAAGUGGGAGUAGCGGUGUUUGUUAUAAAGGGAAGUAGUAAAGUUCUGUUAGGUAAACGUCUCUCCCCCGUCGGCCAUAGCACCUUUGCACUUCCCGGCGGCCACCUCGAGUUCGGGGAAAGUUUUGAAGAUUGCGCAGCGAGGGAGGUGAAGGAGGAAACAGGGUUAGGAAUUGAUAAAACAGAGUAUCUAACAGUGACCAACAACGUCAUCUCAGAGACAGUGCACAGAGUUUGCAUAUUCAUGAGAGCAGUCCCUGCUGAUGUUAACCAGAAGCCUGAAACACUUGAACCUGAGAAAUGUGCUGGUUGGGAUUGGUAUGAAUGGAACAAUCUCCCUAAACCACUUUUUGGUCCUUUAGAAGAUAUGGUCCAGAGUGGCUUUAAUCCUUUUCCAAUUAUUGCUAGUUAACUGUUUUGCAAAGUAUUUAGGAUUGGAUGCUGCUGCUAAUAACUUGCCUCAUUGUUGUAAUGUAUAUUUCCUUGCUAGUUAAAAACUGAUGCGCUGUUUUUGUAAUGGCAAGUGAUUCUAAGAUGCUACUAUGUUAAUUAUUACUAGUA